CUCUCACAGGGGGCGUGACGGAAGAUCGCCCGCUAGCGUCCGUUAAUGCUCCAACUGUCAAGUUAGUGUGAAGAUUAGCUGAUGAAGACAGCAGCAGCAGCAGCAGCAGCAGCACUAUCUGAGACUUACUGAGCUUCACAGGUUGAAUAAAGUAAAAACACCUCGUUAGUAUCCCGGAUAUCUACCGGUUUGUACGUCUCUCUACCGUCUGUUGUGAACCGGAGCUGACAUGUUAACGUAGCCGUUAGCAGGCCGAGGAGAGCUGGCUGCUGAGUGUCCUUCAUCCAGACUCAGGAGCAUAGAUGUUUCUCUUUACCGAGUCUGUCCACGUUGAAGAGGAUGCGCAAGGACGUGAGGAUACUGUUAGUGGGAGAGCCCAAAGUGGGGAAGACAUCUCUCAUCAUGUCCCUGGUCAGCGAGGAGUUCCCAAAAGUGGUUCCCUACCGAGCUGAGGAAAUCACCAUACCUGCAGAUGUCACACCGGAGAGAGUUCCCACACACAUCGUGGACUAUUCCGAGGCAGAGCAGACAGAUGAGCAGUUGUUCCAGGAGAUCUCCAAGGCAAAUGUGAUUUGCAUUGUCUACUCUGUCAACAACAAGACGUCCAUAGAAAAGGUGACGAGCCACUGGAUCCCCCUCAUUACCGAGAACACAGACAAGGACAGCAGGGUUCCUCUGAUUCUGGUGGGGAACAAGUCGGACCUGGUGGAGCACAGCAGCAUGGAGACCAUACUGCCCAUCAUGAACCGGCACAGCGAGAUAGAGACUUGUGUCGAGUGUUCAGCAAAGAACCUGAAGAACAUCUCAGAGCUGUUCUACUAUGCCCAAAAGGCAGUUCUGCACCCCACAGGUCCUCUUUACUGUCCAGAGAAAAAAGAUAUGAAGUCACUUUGUGUCAAAGCUCUGACACGAAUCUUCAAAGUGUCCGACCUGGACAAUGACGGGAUUCUCAACGAUAAUGAGCUCAACUUCUUCCAGCGGACGUGCUUCAACGCCCCACUAGAGUCUCAGGCGUUGGAGGAUGUAAAAAAUGUGGUGAGGAAGAAUUUGAGUGACGGAGUGUGUGACAACGGACUCACUCUGAAAGGCUUCCUCUUCCUCCACACCCUGUUCAUCCAGCGAGGUCGCCAUGAAACAACGUGGACAGUGCUGAGGAGGUUUGGGUACGACGAUGACCUGGAGUUAAAUCAGGACUACCUCUUCCCUCCGUUGAAACUUCCUCCAGACUGCACCACGGAGCUCAACCACAAUGCCUACCUCUUCCUCCAGAGCGUCUUUGACAAACAUGACAAGGACCGUGACUGUGCCUUGUCACCAGAUGAGACGAGGGAUCUGUUUGAUGUUUUUCCCUACAUGCCCUGGGGUCCAGAUGUCAAUAACACAGUUUGCACUAAUGAGGAGGGCUGGAUCACCUACCAGGGAUAUCUCUCCCAGUGGACGUUAACAACGUAUCUGGAUGUCCAGCGAUGCCUGGAGUAUUUGGGUUACCUCGGUUACUCAAUAAUUGCUGAGCAGGAGUCCCAAGCGGCAGGAAUUACAGUGACCAGAGAUAAGAAGAUUGACCUGCAGAAGAAGCAGACCCAGCGUAGCGUCUUCCGCUGUAAUGUCUUUGGAGAUAUUGGCAGCGGAAAGAGCGGCUUCCUCCAAGCCUACCUGGGUAGAAACCUCAUGCGCCAAAAAACGAUUAGAGAGGAACACAGAUCCUACUACGCCAUCAGCACAACCUAUGUUUACGGCCAGGAGAAAUACCUUCUUCUUCAUGAAGUGUUCCCUGACUUCGACUACCUGUCUGAUGCUGAUCUGGCUUGUGACAUUGUCUGCCUGGUCUAUGAUGUCAGCAACCCUUGCUCCUUUGAGUACUGCGCCAAAGUCUUCAAGCAAUACUUCAUGGACAGCAAGAUUCCCUGCAUGAUGAUAGCAGCGAAGUCCGACCUGCCAGAGAUCAAGCAGAUGUACGGCUGCAGUCCUCUGGACUUCUGUAGGAAACACAAGAUGCCGCCUCCCCAGUCCUUCACAUGUAACACCGCAGCAGCGCCCAGCAGAGACAUCUACACCAAACUUACCACUAUGGCCAUGUACCCCCACGCCCGGCUGCGCUGCAUGUGCACUUGCAACCGGUGCACCUUCUGCUUGUGUCAGAACUUCCUCAACUCUGAGCUGCUGCAGACGGUCAGGGCCAAACUCUACGCUGUUGUGCUCAGAAGACACGUAAGCCAAGCGGACCUGAAGAGCUCGACCUUCUGGCUGAGAGCGAGCGUCGGGGCCACGGUGUUUGCAGUGCUGGGCUUCGCCAUGUACAGAGUGCUGCUCAAACCACGGUGAUCCUCGGGCACCAGGGUCAAAUCCUCUUUACCCCCAUGGUACAUUUAUAGAGCUAUGUUGACCAGUCACAACAUUAAGCUUUCACACUUGCAUUUAGUAAAUCUAUUGAAAAUCUGUCAUGGUUUUGUUUUGGCGGGAAAGAAAAACUUACCUAGCAAACAUUUUUUUUGUUUUUGCAUUUUCAUUCCUCUGUCAUAAAUAUUAAGAGAAAAAUAUUUAAUUUUGUACCAAAAUUGCUAAUUUGCUUAACCUGUUUGUUUGCAAGUUUUUGCAAAGUAAUAUAUCUAUAUUUAUAUAAAAAACGAGGGUAAGCCGCUGAUGAGCCGUAGUGAGUAACAUGAGUGAGUUACAUAUAGAGCUAUUUUUUGGUUGCUCGGUGUCAGUUGUGAUAGGGACUGUGAUGUAUGAGGGUUUGCAAUAACAUUUAUGCUUUUAUUAGACAGAGCUAUAUGUAAAUAGUGUAUAUAAUAUAGUAGACUGUACAUUUGUUUGUCUUUGUCCAAAAGGGCCAUGUUUGAUUCACGCUCAAAACACUGAAUGCAAAGGUAUUAUUAGCUUAGCAGCCUGGUUAUGAACUCGCACAAACAUUAGCAUUCAUAUUCACAAUGACAGAAAUGAGUUUGCCUUUCAAGGCCAAAAAAUGGAUGCACACUUUUUUUAAUGUUUGUACAUCUGAGCAGGUCAGUGUUUGAUCAGUGGAUGUGAAUGUGAGGAAGGGUCGGUCGCUCGCUCUCUUUUCAUGUCUUCCCAUGUUGGUCACUUUAUUCAUCAGAUGGUGUGUGUGUGUGUGUGUGUGUGUGUAUGCGUGUGAGAAGAUAUUAAAAUUGCCACUUUACAGCCGCUAUGUACAUUUUGCGUUUGCAUGCUUCUGAAUUUCCGACCACAUUCCUGUGUUUUUACUGCACAAAAAGAAUCACCACGUCAAGCUCUCCACAUUGCUUUCCAUCUCCCGAUAUUCCAGGGAUUAUAGUAUAGUAACGUUUAUUGACAGGAGUGCUGAACAGAGAAUAGUCGAGUCAUAGUGACGUCAUUUGACCCUUGUCGUGAUUCCCGGUAACUUCUCCUGAUCAGAGAAGAUGCAAUAGUGUCUCCCCAGAUGUUAAUUUCCAUGCAACUGCGACUCCUUGACACAAGGUUCAGUCUUGAUGUAUUCACUCAGCCCUGCCUUUCCAAAAGUUUACAAUAAAUAAAUAUCUGUAUUACA
Sebastes umbrosus (honeycomb rockfish) is the source of this 3526-nucleotide messenger RNA. RefSeq names its product ras homolog family member T1 (gene rhot1b). Gene Ontology annotation, biological process: small GTPase-mediated signal transduction; regulation of mitochondrion organization; mitochondrion transport along microtubule. The transcript is spliced from 20 exons. Gene Ontology annotation, molecular function: GTPase activity; GTP binding; calcium ion binding. Lineage: Eukaryota; Metazoa; Chordata; Actinopteri; Perciformes; Sebastidae. The record is from RefSeq and is a predicted model, not a curated record. Gene Ontology annotation, cellular component: mitochondrial outer membrane. Bases 340 to 2322 code for a protein of 660 amino acids.